UCAGCUGACUUAUUGAAGUGAUCACAGUGUUCCUGUUGAUAACGAACUCGACCCAGAGCCGGAUUGUCUGCAUGUGCAAGGAUUCUGAUCUUCACGCCUCAGUAUAAAUCCCGCGGAUAAUCUUCCCUAGCCCCGUUUGUCAUCAUGUAUUAUGUCACUGGAUUAUCAUUGGUGAUGGUAAUUCUGAUAGAAGACGUGUUGUUGUGUAAUGUACAAUCAGUUAUGGUGUGUUUUGAGGGAUUCGAAUUUAAAGCUGCGAAUGUGUGUCUGGAAUUGAAAAAAUUUGAAGAUUGUGUGGCGCCAUUAGCCGACAAAUGCCAAGAUGAUCCAGUGUACAACAUGCAGGUUAACCAACUGAAGAUCUUUAAGCCAGCGUGUGGGGGUUCUUCCGGUACGGUCUGUGACGUCAUGGGACUUCAGAAGUGUAUGGCUGAGGUAGAGUAUGCAGAAGGCGCGGAUCUACGUGACAACUGCGCGUUCUACCCGCGCUUUGAUGAGUGCACACAACCUUUGAUAGCACAGUGUGGCGACAAUGACCCGCAGUAUAUGAACAUCAAAAGCAGCAUUGACAGCUUCCAGCGUGUCUGCGCAAGCUCAGACCUUGCUUCUGCACAAUGUGAUCUUCAAGCUGCAUUGGGCUGUCUGGCUGGCUUUCAACAGCUUGCUGGGUCGACCGAUGUGGCAGCAACAUGCUCGAGUUUUCAAAAAAUUAUGACUUGCCUUGCGCCCCUCAAGGAGGACUGUAAUUCGGAUGCAACCUUUCAGAGUAGCAUGACCGCGAUUAAUGCUGUGGAACCAAUGUGUGCAGGUGGUGCCGACUGUAUCGGACCCAUACAGAACUGCUACAAGGAUGCUGGAUUGGACACAACAGGAACCAGUAUGCCUGAGCCAAGCUGUGAAGACGCCAAGACUCUUCAGACCUGUGUGAAGGGCUUAAGUACUGUGUGUAAGGGGAACUAUGUGUAUGACCAGAGCAAGACCAGUCUCGAGGAAGCCGUAGCCAAAUGUACAAGUGCAGGAACCCAGGCCUUCCCCUCCUUUGUCCUUCUCCUGGUUGCUGCCUUGAUGACGUUUGUAAAGGCCUUUUAAGGAUAUUAAUCAACAUGCCUACCUCUGGUGGAUAUAAGCAGUCAAUAAAAAUUAGUAAUACUAUUUUGGAACUAGGAUAAAAAACACGUAGUUAAGCAAUGUUGGAGAGAGAUCAUAAAACACAAUUUUGAUAAGGAAAUUAUAUGAACAAUAUGAUUUGGGCUUUUUGUUUAACAGUUCUCAAGCACGUAUACUUGUUUGUUAGUUAAUCCUUUACUACAGAAUGAAUUGUUUGAAAAAUAAAGAGCAAAUGUUUUAUUAUACCGUGUUCCUUUCAUUUUACUGCUGAAAACGUCACGUGUCCAUUGUGCUUGUAGAAAAUUAUUUUCAUUUAGAAAGUGUUUGAAGAUUAAACAUGGUGAAAUACUAGUAGCUUAAGAAAAACGUUAUGCAGUAUUUCAAUGCAUAGAAGUUGAUGUGUUUGUAAAAAGUUGAAUUAUAGGUUUAAAAGGUUUCAAGUAAAACUUAUAAUUAAAAUUGAAUUUUUUACUUUUUCAGAUUCGAUUACCGAAUUUGAAAUGUUUGGUUCAGUAGUUUUUUGUAACGGUUAGUUUACUAUAUGAAUGUUGUGUAAAAAUGACUGAAUGAUGUCUUAAAUGAAUGUUGUAUUCAAUUCGUAAAUGGUGAAUAUACAUAUGGUGUAUGUUACUUCCAUAGCGUUGGGUUUUAAUGGCUACAUUUGUAUGUUUUAGUUAUUGUGUUUAUGAUGAUGUCUUCCAGUCGUGAACAAAUCACAACAAACAAGCGGUAUGUUUAAACAAACUGCCUCUCUCCUAAUCAUACAUCUACAGGUAUUAUCAUUAUACUUUGAUUAUGUUCAUACUUCAGCUAUUUGCAUUAUUAUACUUUUACUUACUUUUUGAUACAACAAUGUUACAUUUGAUUAAAACCAUACAAAUGGGUUUUUAUGAAUCAAUGUUUGGUUUCUCUUUCAUUAUUGGAAAAAGUCUUAUUAGUUUUUUGUCUAAAUACUUUGUUCAAUAUUUACAAAAUAAAUGCUUUUUUAGGAAAUAAACUGUCGUAAAGAUCAAUACAA
Molecule: messenger RNA, 2125 nt
Organism: Magallana angulata
Lineage: Eukaryota; Metazoa; Mollusca; Bivalvia; Ostreida; Ostreidae
Exons: 10
Coding region: 145-1089 (314 amino acids)
Source: RefSeq, a predicted model, not a curated record